This is a messenger RNA of Mercenaria mercenaria, 5047 nucleotides long. Its product is annotated as protein phosphatase 2C-like domain-containing protein 1. Gene Ontology annotation, molecular function: protein serine/threonine phosphatase activity. The record is from RefSeq and is a predicted model, not a curated record. NCBI's taxonomy places the organism in Eukaryota, Metazoa, Mollusca, Bivalvia, Venerida, Veneridae. The transcript is spliced from 8 exons. Bases 71 to 2413 code for a protein of 780 amino acids. Gene Ontology annotation, biological process: protein dephosphorylation.
CACCAAGAAACCAAUUUUCGCAGAGGAUUCCGUGUAAAUUUACUCUUUUCUAAACUGAUUUUGGUGAAAGAUGACAUCUGAGUCCGAGAAUUUCGAGAGGUCAGAGCGGGAGUAUUAUGACCCUACCCACGCCUUCCAAGGGCGCAAUGUUGGCAGAACUGAUACUCCAGAGACCAUGCUAACAGAUUAUCCACAUAGACCAGGACCAGAUAUUUCCAUUACUUGUGAAAAAUGUAAAUCUUACAUUCCACUUACACAGCUGAAAGAACAUCGACAGUUUCACAGUGCUUUAACAAAACUGAGGUAUGGAACAGAAGAACCAAAAAAUUCAGAUACGUUGUUGAAACGUAGGAAUUUUGUUCUGAGGAAAAUGAAAGCUGCAGCAACAAAGGACAAGCCGGUAACUCCACAGCAGAUUGAAGAAGUCAAUGAUGCGUAUGAAUAUUUGAAAGCUCUGCUUGAUGGGAAUUAUGAGGAACUACGACAGGUUAGAGAAGAUGUGAACGCGCAGGUGGGUGGGGUGUCAUUGAACUGUAGUCCAGAAUGCGUUUAUGCUGUCGGCAUUGCAGCAAGCGCUAAUGAGAGGUGGAAAUCAUACAUGGAAGAUGCAAGGACAUUUCAAGACUGUUUCGGCGAGGAUAAACAUAAAUGUUUCUUUGGAUUGUAUGAUGGUUACCAUGGGAGAUUUGCAGCUGAGGUUGCUGCCAGCGAACUGCAUAAAUUGUUACUUAGUGAAAUGAUAAAGUUUGACCCACGGACAAAAUCCGUCCUGGCAGGAAACUUGUUUGGUGAAACGGACAUCUCGCAUUACAAGUUUGAAAGGCCUGAUACAACACAAAGUGAAAGGGCAAUGUUGUAUGAUGAAAGCGUUGGAAUUAUUCAAAAUAUCAUCAAUAUUUGUGAGGACAAAUACAAUGAACUGAUCAAGAAAAUGGAUAAUUCUCCAGAAAAUAGCGUAAAAGAUGACGAGACAGACAACCUAGAUUCUUCACGAAAAAAGAAAAAGGAGAAAUCGCCUUUUGAGCGAAAGAUGGAAAGUGCGUUUUCAAAGGCAUAUUAUUUGCUAGAUAUUUUGUUAUCCUAUGGAAAAGAUGAGAAUUCGAAAAUAAGAUGGAGUGGAUGCUCAGCUGCCACAUGUGUUAUACAGGAUGUACCUAAAUCUGACAUUGCAAAAGAUAGUGGAGAUGAGUGUGGACAAGAUGCAGACAGUGAAAUUAGUGGACUAGCUAGUGGUCUAGAACCUCCAAAGACUGUUGGAACCAUCCAUGUAGCUAAUGCCGGUAACGUACAUGCAGUUUUAGUGCGAGGAAACCGGGCAUAUUCACUGACCAAGGACCAUACUCCCAGCAACAAAAAGGAGAAAAAUAGGAUCCUAAAAGAUGGUGGUACUCUCAGUGACAGCACUAAGGAAUGUCGUGUGAAUGGAGUUCUCCUGACCACCAGAGGCCUGGGUAACCAUGGUGAUAAAACUCUGAAGAAAUGUGUGCUAGUUGAACCACAUACAGCUAGUGUACCAGUCGACCAGUAUGCUCAGUUUCUAAUUUUAGCAACAAGAGGAGUAUGGGAGGUAUUCUCUGAAAAAGAGGCAGCCUCACUUCUAAUUAAGCUACUACCUAUCAACCAGAUACCUGCACCAGGUAGGGUCAACUCCACACUGAAACCGCUAUUAGAGGAAAUGAACAAACGUCCAUCUUCCCAAGAAUCAAUGUCAAGAAAGGUCUCGUUCUCUAGUAACGGUUCUCCCGCUCGCAAAAAGAGUGCCGAGUUUGUCUUUGGAAACAGACAGAGGAGCGCAACUUUGGCAUCUGUAGCAGAAAGUCAGCAGGAAGAAGGGAGCAGCAAGUCGGGUCACGGGUCAGAGAAGGUCACUGACAAAAGUCACAAUAAAGGGCAAAUUGGGAAUGAAGAGAAGAAACAAAGCUUGAAAAAUAGUUCCUCAGGGGAUGAAAAAAUAGGGAGAAUGGAUAGCGGAUCAAGGUCAGGAAGUGCAAGUAAUGACAAAGGUCAAAGGUCAGAUAAUGGUAGUUCGAAGGGUUCUGAGGACAAGAGGUCAACUGAAGCAACAACCAACCAAACACAUUCCACACCGACUGGUUCACCAUCAAAGGAAUCUAGUAACAAGCGAUCUCGGAGGUAUGUUGACGCUGACAUGCAGACGGAGAUUGGCAGUCGUCAUGGUGAUGACUCAGACGAUUCUGGAAACGAGGCUGAUGUUGAUUCAUAUCUAGAAAAUGUAUCAUUCCCUGGUAGUAUAUCGAGAAUUUCCAUGGUUGAUGGGCCCCCAUCACGUGAGCAGAUGCAACGUAGACAAGCACAGAUUAUGGCACAACAUUUAGUUCAAGCAGCGUUACUUGCUGGAGCUAAAGAUAAUGUUACAGCUAUGGUUGUACUUUUGCCUGGGAGUGGUCUUUGAGAUUUGUGUAUAAAUAUCACUAUAAGACUUUAUCCAGUACUGUUACUGAUAUAUAUAGCUUUUGUCAAAAUUUAUUAAUUUUGUUAGAAUUUAUUUUUGUUUUAAAAGUACUGAGGUUGUAAUGAAAACUUAAUGUUUACUGUUGUCAAGUUCUGUUGGCUAAUGCAUUCUUGCAGUCAGCCUACAGUUACUGUAGCAUAUCGUGGUAACUCAGUAUGUUAUGUGCGUAAGAGGUUACCAUAGCAAGUUUAAUUCCUGGGCGUCAUAAAUUUGGACAGUACAAUUAACUGUUAAAAGGGGGGCAUACCAAACAUAUACUGACUGAAUGGCGAACAGUGCAGGUCAGGAUCAGACUGCACUGACUGAUCAUGAUUUGCACUGGUUGCAAUGGCAGAAUCAAUCACGUCCAGCAUGAUAAGGGUUAAUAAUUCUACAAUAUGAGAUACAGCUGAUGUCUGAUUGGUGUAACAGUUUAUUUCUUGUUUUAUAUAAUCAGGGUACUUCUAGCCUAGUAUUAAAUUUUUUAGAAUUUAUAUUUUUAGGUUACAUUUAUAUUUUUAUAGUAUUUAUUGCAUAAAAUUAAUUGUUGCUUUUAAAGAAUAAGAUAUGUUUUUAUUGAAGUUUUAAACUCCAGUAUUACAAUUAUAUUAGCCUUAUUUUGUUAAGUACUGAUUUCAUGUAAAACUGUUAUCUCUUUUGUUACUAAAUAAAUUUGACUCAAACACUAUCAACCUUUGGGGUAUUAAUUGCUCCAGCAAUAGCUAUAGUUUCCACAGGUACUAAACAUAAAAUAAUCUACAGCUCUGAGAACUGAUUGAAAAAAUGAACACUAAGCAGCUCAACAUGAUAGAGGUCUGUGGGAAAGUCAAACUUUUGAGGGCAUUUUCUUACUUAAUUGAUAGACUGAAUUACCUCUGUAGGCUUUACAAUUUAAAUAGAGGAUAUUACAUGAGUGUCUUUUCAUAUUGAAUUUAUUAAACGAGUUGAAUAAAAUAAUAAAGUGCGAAGCUCUACCGAGCAUUUCAUCAAUUUUAUUCAUGACAACAAGUUUAAUAAAUUCAAUAUGGAAAGUCACAAAUGUAAUAUUCUUUUUAUAACAUGUUAGCUUUUCCUGCUGAAACACCAUUAAUUCUACUUUCUUCAACUAUAAUAAACAAGUCAAUCUGACCAACGUUUCCUUACUUUAAAUGACGUUGAUGUCAGAGCUUUAUUACACUAGUGUGUUAUCUUUUUUAUUUAAUGGCUUUAUUACACUCCCGCGACAUCAGACAUGUGAUAAAGUAAAAUUAUUUACUGUUUUUGUAGCAUCUAGUAAAGUCCUGAAGGAGUUAUCAAUAUAUCGUACCCAUGAAAUGUCAUAAGCAGUGUGUAAUUUUGUUAUGGACAAUGCUAUGUUUUUAAUAAUCUGGGCUUUAAUUCAUGCCCUUUUUUUUUUAAGAUUUGAAGUGAAUAUGAUUAACCCAAUUUAAGAUUAUCAUUUCAGUUAGUGACAAUACACCACUUUUGAGGAUUUUUUUUGUAGCGAAGUCUAACACAUUUUCUGUAAAUGUUUUAUAUUGUUAAAGUUUGAAGUUUCGUUUUGAUAAUGCAUUUAGAAUAUACAGUCAUGUACACAAGAUUUUGUUUUUGUUACCACGAUUAUUUAGUUCUGUUUGUUUGAUUUAUUCUUAACCUUUACCCCGCUAAAAUUCUAAAAUGGACUGGUCCAUCUUUCAAUUUGGGCAGUGCCAUUUAUUAUUUGAAGGUGUGUUUACUGAAAAUCUACUUAGUGAAAAGCAAACAGUGCAGACCAUGAUCAGCAUGCACUGAUGUGCCGGCUGAUCUUGGUCUGCACUGGCCGCAAAGGCAGAAUCACUUACCAGCAACAGACUAAAGGUUAAAGGUUCUUCAAGAUUCUAAUAGAUACUUAACAUGUGCUAAAAGAAGACCUUGUUUGCUUUCUGAAACUGUUUACAUCUUAUAGAAUUGUUUAAAGAUAAUUUUUGUUAUGAUUAGUAUUAUUUUAUUGUUAGAGAUGCUCAUAUUUUUUGGACUUCUUGGAACAUGUUACUAUAGUGUAUGUUCUAUUUUGGAGCAUUUUCAGGGAGGAUAUAUGUCAUAUAAUGAUGACAUCUUUUUAUGCCCCCGGCGGGAGGCAUAUAGUGAUUGUCCUGUCCGUUCGUCCGUCCGUAUGAGGUUACCCAAAUGGGACCGUUUCGUCUAGCAUCAAUACCCCUUACUAGAAUGACUUGAUACUAAUGCAGAUGUAACCUGUGACCAUUCCUCAUCUUCAAACAUCACCUGACCUCAGUUUGACCUUGACCUCGUUUUGGACUUAGGUUGCUUUGUAUUGACAAGGAUGCCACCGGGGGCAUCAAGCGUUUAUUGAAUGCAGCUUCUUGUUUUGUUAACAAAUUCUCAAAGGUUGUUUCUCUGGCAGGAGGCUUGUGGAAAAAAAUUCUCCAUUUGUUUUAGUCUCUUUUAUGCAGUAUUGGUGCUUUUAGAUAACUAUAAAUAUUUUUCAGAUAUAAUUUAUUUAAACAGUAUGAGAUUUGUGAUAAAAGUUUACUUUGUUCUGUUGAUUUAUCCUAAUAACCUAAAUUGUAUACCGGUACUUUUUGUGUUUCUGUUAAUAAAUAAAACUUGUACACUACA